AUGUGUCAGGUGCCAGGAUGUAUCAUGUGCCAGGAUGUGUCAGGUGCCAGGAUGCAUCAGGUGCUAGGAUGUGUCAGGUGCCAGGAUGUGUCAGGUGCCAGGAUGCAUCAGGUGCUAGGAUGUGUCAGGUGCCAGGAUGUGUCAGGUGCCAAGAUGCAUCAGGUGCUAGGAUGUGUCAGGUGCCAGGAUGUGUCAGGUGCUAGGAUGUGUCAGGUGCCAGGAUGUGUCAGGUGCCAGGAUGUAUCAUGUGUCAGGAUGUGUCACGUGCCAGGAUGUAUCAGGAUGUGUCAGGUUCCAGGAUGUAUCAUGUGCCAGGAUGUGUCAGGUGCCAGGAUGUAUCAGGAUGUGUCAGGUGCCAGGAUGUAUCAGGUGCUAGGAUGUGUCAGGUGCCAGGAUGUGUCAGGUGCCAGGAUGUAUCAGGAUGUGUCAGGUGCCAGGAUGCAUCAGGUGCUAGGAUGUGUCAGGUGCCAGGAUGUGUCAGGUGCCAGGAUGUGUCAGGUGCCAGGAUGCAUCAGGUGCCAGGAUGUGUCAGGUGCCAGGAUGCAUCAGGUGCUAGGAUGUGUCAGGUGCCAGGAUGUGUCAGGUGCCAGGAUGUGUCAGGUGCCAGGAUGUGUCAGGUGCCAGGAUGUGUCAGGUGCCAGGAUGUAUCAUGUGUCAGGUGCCAGGAUGUAUCAGGUGCUAGGAUGUGUCAGGUGCCAGGAUGUAUCAGGAUGUGUCAGGUGCCAGGAUGCAUCAGGUGCUAGGAUGUGUCAGGUGCCAGGAUGUGUCAGGUGCCAGGAUGUGUCAGGUGCCAGGAUGUAUCAUGUGUCAGGUGCUAGGAUGUGUCAGGUGCCAGGAUGUAUCAGGAUGUGUCAGGUGCCAGGAUGCAUCAGGUGCUAG
Molecule: messenger RNA, 879 nt
Organism: Procambarus clarkii (red swamp crayfish)
Lineage: Eukaryota; Metazoa; Arthropoda; Malacostraca; Decapoda; Cambaridae
Source: RefSeq, a predicted model, not a curated record